Messenger RNA from Arabidopsis arenosa, 936 nucleotides. NCBI's taxonomy places the organism in Eukaryota, Viridiplantae, Streptophyta, Magnoliopsida, Brassicales, Brassicaceae. The record is from the annotation of a GenBank genome assembly.
UUAAGAAGCAAUAACCAAACAAAGCCAAGCAAAGCAGAGAGAAGAGACUUUGGUUCAAAGACUAAAAAAUGGCUGCAAAUGAAUUAGCUACUUCUUCAGCACAAGCCUUCCAAGAGCAAUCCCUUGGAGGUUUUGUCUCUAGAAAGCUUCUUCUGCACAAUCCAUUUGACCACAACACUCAACGAGCCUUUGCAGUUGCACCAUCUCCUCUCAUAACCCAUGAGAACAAUCUCAGUGGAAAUGUCCUGAUGCUUCUCUCAGUCCUCAUCUGUGGCAUCAUCUGUUGCCUCGGGUUACAUUACAUCAUUCGUUGUGCAUUCAGACGUACUUCAAGUUUCAUGAUCUCCGAGCCUAUCUCUGGUCUUUCAACACCAUGCGGUUCAUCAACCAAAGGAAUCAAGAAGAAAGCUCUUAGGAUGUUUCCAGUUGUGAGUUACUCACCUGAGAUGAACUUGCCGGGGCUUGGUGAAGAGUGUGUCAUUUGUUUGUCGGAUUUUGUUUCCGGUGAACAGAUCAGGAUGCUCCCUAAGUGCCACCAUGGGUUCCAUGUUCGUUGUAUUGACAAAUGGCUUCAACAACAUUUGACUUGUCCAAAAUGCAGACACUGUCUGGUUGAGACAUGCCAAAAGAUCUUAGGUGAAAACAGUCAAGCAGAUCAAGUGGCAGCAACACCAACAGAGAGCGUAAUUGUCAGGAUUGCUCCUUUAGAACCUGAAGGAAGAGUAAACACUUUAAGAGAAAGCAGCUAGAUGCCAUGAGAGGCAGAAACCAUCAAAAAUCAGAAUUUGUGAUUUAGUUAGAUAGGAGAUUUUUGAUAUGAGCAUAAUUCAUGUCUUCAGCUUUAGAAGGAUACAUCAUUUUUUUUUAACUCUUUCUUUUUUGCCUGUAGCACAAAGUGUAUACAGAUUACAGAAAGAAUAUAAUCUCACUUUUCCA